Messenger RNA from Sciurus carolinensis (gray squirrel), 2406 nucleotides. It is a transcript of the gene Tfap4, whose product is annotated as transcription factor AP-4. Gene Ontology annotation, cellular component: nucleus. The record is from RefSeq and is a predicted model, not a curated record. The transcript has 8 exons. Gene Ontology annotation, molecular function: DNA-binding transcription factor activity, RNA polymerase II-specific; protein dimerization activity; RNA polymerase II cis-regulatory region sequence-specific DNA binding. Gene Ontology annotation, biological process: regulation of transcription by RNA polymerase II. Bases 805 to 1641 code for a protein of 278 amino acids. NCBI's taxonomy places the organism in Eukaryota, Metazoa, Chordata, Mammalia, Rodentia, Sciuridae.
GGGAGGGAGCCCGGUCGCCGCCGAGACGCGCGUCCCGCUCGGCCCCCCCGCGGCCCCGCCCCCGGCCCGAGGGCAGCGCUAGGACACGGCCCGGAGGUGGCCGGGGGGCGGGGGAGACCGAGAUAUCCCGCCCUCGGGGAAGCCCGGGAGUGGGGCGGGCGCGUGGGCCCAGAGGAAAAGCCCCGAAGACCGGGAAGAUGGAGGAGAUCUCAGCGGCCGAGGGGGCGGGGACCCUCGCCGCCUCCUGAGGGGUCACCUUGGUCAGACCCCCCGCGGCCCCGGGCUGCGGGGAAGGCGGCAGGAAUGCCUCUCCGCAGGCCCUGAUUUCUCUGCCCAGCCCAGUUCCAGGAACGCACAAGCAAAGGCCUCUCCCGAUUCCGAGCGGCGCAAACGGGGUUCGAGGCUCGGCUCGACCUGUGGCGCCCAUGCGACGCCGAGCUGGUCCCUGCCUUCCCCUUGGCCUCGGUUUACGCUACGGUGGAAUAAGAACGAGGCUCGGAUCGAACAAUCUGGGCUUCUACUAUACUGGCGUCAGCAAUGGGACAACGUAGGUCCCCAGCCUGAGCGCUGCGGGGUCCUCGAUCCGGCCUGGACCUCGCUGUUAGAAGAACUCUGACCUGGGAUCCCCACUCUCUCUGGAUACAUCUUUUGGAUGGCAAAUAAUAUACCUCCUUUCUGAGGCAGUUGUGAAAAUUAAGGUACCCUCAACACAGCCUUGCCAACAUUCCACUGACCCCAGAGACCCAGCGGGACCAGGAGCGACGAAUUCGGCGAGAGAUUGCUAACAGCAACGAGCGGAGGCGCAUGCAGAGCAUCAACGCGGGCUUCCAGUCCCUCAAGACCCUCAUCCCCCACACAGAUGGAGAGAAACUCAGCAAGGCAGCCAUUCUCCAGCAGACAGCCGAGUACAUCUUCUCCCUGGAGCAGGAGAAGACCAGGCUCCUGCAGCAGAACACGCAGCUCAAGCGCUUCAUUCAGGAGCUGAGUGGCUCAUCUCCGAAGCGGCGGCGAGCGGAGGACAAGGACGAGGGCAUUGGCUCCCCCGACAUCUGGGAAGAUGAGAAGGCGGAAGACCUGCGGCGGGAGAUGAUUGAGCUGCGGCAGCAGCUGGACAAGGAGCGCUCAGUGCGCAUGAUGCUGGAGGAGCAGGUGCGCUCGCUUGAGGCCCACAUGUACCCGGAAAAGCUCAAGGUGAUCGCCCAGCAGGUGCAGCUGCAGCAGCAGCAGGAGCAGGUGCGGCUGCUGCACCAGGAGAAACUGGAGCGGGAACAGCAGCACCUGCGGACCCAGCUCCUGCCCCCUCCAGCCCCUACGCACCACCCCACAGUGAUUGUGCCAGCACCAGCUCCCCCCCACUCCCACCACAUCAAUGUUGUCACCAUGGGCCCCUCCUCAGUCAUCAACUCUGUUUCCACAUCCCGGCAAAAUCUGGACACCAUUGUGCAGGCAAUCCAGCACAUCGAGGGCACCCAGGACAAGCAGGAGCUGGAGGAGGAGCAGCGACGAGCGGUCAUCGUGAAGCCCGUCCGCAGCUGCCCGGAGGCCCAUACCUCUGACACAGCCUCCGAUUCAGAGGCCUCAGACAGUGAUGCCAUGGACCAGAGCCGGGAGGAGCCAUUGGGGGAUGGGGAGCUUCCCUGACCACCCCCAGCCCUCCUCUCCCUUGUGGGGGCUGGAGGGGGCCGGGGCAGCAACAGGGAGAAAUGUGGGUGAAUGAGUGAGAAAUUUUUACAAAAUUAUGAUGACAUUUGGGUCUCUUUUAUGACCUCUUUUUUCAAUACUGUAAAUCAACCUUUGAACGAAGCCACUCAAGCCAGGGUCCCGGGGCUGGGGUGGUGCAGUGUGUGUGGGAGCAUCGGGACCCCAGGGCUGGGCCUCGGCCCUGGGGGCUGGGGGACGCUGACACUGAGGUGCCUGGCCUCUCUCCGCCAAAAAAACAUUUUUUUCAUUUGAAUAUGUUUUUAAGAACAGGGAAAAUCAAACGAAAUCCCAAGAUAUUUCCUCCCUCCCCAGAGCCAGCCCUACUCCUGUCAGUCUUCAAUCCUUCCCUCCUCUGUUUGGUUUUCUUCUUUCUUCCUUAAGCACUUACAUGGGUUGGGGGUCAGGCUGGGUCGGGCUUUCUGGGGGCCCGGGGGUCUGUGUUGCUUCUUGGUUGGGGUUUGCUGCUGCCCUUCUCCCUUCCCCCUCCCCAUCUCAGCACCAGGACUCUCCAUCCCCCAGCCCACCUCUCCCUCCAGGUCCCAUCCUCAACCCCAGAAUGUCUUUGUCUCUCUCUUUUUGUUUUGUUUGUUGUUGGUUUUAUUUUGGUUUAGAUUUUUUUUUUAAAACAAUUUUGAGGUCUUUGUGUCCAAGGAGAAGCUAUUAUAUUUUGUUAAAAAGUGCGGGAAAAACCAAGAGGCCACUGUG